ACCUCCAUUAAACUCCUUUAAAGAACUUUAUAGUAAACAAAAAUGUGACAAAAACUCUCCCUGAUGCACGCUCACAGCAGAUAUUAGUAAACAAGUGAGGAGUGGGCGUCUCCUCGGCGACCAGAUGAGCAGUUUCAGUGUGACCGGGAGCGACUUAAGGCCACGAAAAUUGCUCCCCACGGCAGCCCGGCGCGUGCCUACAUCGCCUACCACAAGCUCGGAGCCGGCAUGGAGGCUCAAACCGAAACGCCGCCACAGGAAUGUGAAUGUGGCGUUCACCCCUCCGUCUUCUAUCUGCUGGCGACCUUGCUGCUCACCAGUUGUUCAACGGCGAUGCUUUGCGCAGCGAUCAUGACAGAGCACUGGGAGCAUGUUGGUUGGGAACGCACUGCUCUUACUGCACUCGCCAACGCAUCGAGCACCGCUGUGCAGUGGCUGCUUGACGACAAAGUCGCUAAGAUCGAACAUCCGGGCUCUAGAAAAGGCGGAGGAACAUUUUUAGUGCCGAUGAAUGGCGGUAUUUGGACCAUGUGCGUGUCUCUAAAAGAGGAAGAAGUAUCCAUAUUAUCCCGAGCGGGAUUUCCCACCCAGCCGCUGUGCACAAACUACCUCGCAAACACCGAUGACGACGACGACGAACCCCGGGCUGAUUGGCAACAUCGCAUGCAGAACCUGUCAAUAUCAUGCGCGCUAGUGUGCCUCAUCGUGCUGGGUAGCGCGGCACUUGUCGGCACUUUCGGCGUUUGCAAGCACCAGAUAAGCGCCGUGCUUAUCACUGGAGUGAUGUAUUUGUUGGCUGGGCUCUUCGCAAUGUUCACGCUAAUGAUAAUCUACUUCAAAAGAAUUCAACGCGUUUCCACACGAGGCAGUUCUCACGUGGACGACACUGCAGACGGAGUGGUCGGUCCCCGCGCCCCUGCACUAGCCCUCCUCUCCGCGCGAGAGUUCUCAACUUCGUGGUCAUUGGAACUUGGCUGGGGCGGUGUAGCCUUAGUUACUACAACGUCUAUCCUAUGGAUAUUGCUCUCAAAAAUAAUGAGAUACAAUCCGUUAUCUGCUAUGCUGUUAUAAAUUUUUAAUAGAUUUUUUAGUAUUACCGAUUUUUCUGAAUAUUCCCUUAAAAAGUGCUAUCUGGUUCAAACGAGAAUACUUCAUAUUGUCGAGUACUUUGAUUUUCGCAAUUGCUACACGUUGGAAAUGAUUUUUCCAGAUUUUCCUAAAUCUAAAUCUAAAUCUAAAAGGUGUAUAUUUGUUUUUUCAAACAAACCAAUGGUCACGGGACCUGUAAAGAACUCGAAAAAAAAAAUCCGCAGUUUAGAUCCGGAAAAAAAUUUAAUUUUCAAUUGUACUUGUUGUGUUGUUGUUGUGUAAUUGAAUCGUCGAUGAAAUAUGUUUUGAACGAACAGUAUUAUAAGCUCGAAUAAACGACAUCUUAAUAAGAUUCGUUAAUUCAGAAAAAGAAAAAUAUUUACUUAAUAAAGA
Hyposmocoma kahamanoa is the source of this 1482-nucleotide messenger RNA. RefSeq lists its product as uncharacterized. The transcript is spliced from 7 exons. NCBI's taxonomy places the organism in Eukaryota, Metazoa, Arthropoda, Insecta, Lepidoptera, Cosmopterigidae. Bases 229 to 1071 code for a protein of 280 amino acids. The record is from RefSeq and is a predicted model, not a curated record.